Acanthamoeba castellanii str. Neff is the source of this 1056-nucleotide messenger RNA. RefSeq lists its product as uncharacterized. Lineage: Eukaryota; Discosea; Longamoebia; Acanthamoebidae. The transcript has 4 exons. The record is from RefSeq and is a predicted model, not a curated record. The coding region runs from base 1 to 1056 and encodes 351 amino acids.
AUGAACACAGACCGUCGGGGGGGCUACACUGACUGGGGCGGAUGGAUGCGGCAGCAGGGCGCCGUGCGCUGGGGCAAGGUCGCCGCCACGCUGUGGGGUCUGUGGCUGGUCUCCGUCCUCUUCCUCUACCUCUUCUUCUUCCACGCCGCCGCGGAGCCCGACUAUAUAUCAUCUUCAUCCGUGAGGCCGGAGUGGACGCCAAACGCAGACGACGUGCAAGACUACCGCAACAACAACAAGACGCUGGUGAUGUACGUGUACUUCGAAAAGAACCAACUCUACAAGGACAACCUGCAGUUCUUCCUCGACGUCGGCGUACAAGAGCGGGACGACGUGGACUACGUAAUCGUGCUUCAGGGUCCCUGCACCGUUCGCUUUCCGAAGAUGAGGAACGUGCUGGUUCUGGCGAAGGAGAACGAAUGUCUGGACUUUGGCGGGUGGCGGUACGGCCUGGAUUGGAUCGGGUGGCGGGGGCGAGGCUACCGCUACUUCGUCUUCCUCAACUCGUCCGUGCGCGGCCCCUACGUGCCCCUCUACGUGCCCCGCGCCAUCCACUGGACCACCCUCUUCACCCAACUCAUCCGCGAGUCCGGCGACGGCUAUGGCGACAACAACGGACCCAUCAAGCUCGUCGGCAUGACCAUCAACUGCCACCUCCACCGGCCCCACGUGCAGAGCAUGCUCUGGGUCACCGAUUACGAGGCGCUCGAGUAUUUGAUCGACAAGACGGAUGUGGUGACGUGCAAGAAGACGAUGAACCAGGCGAUCAAUAUGGGCGAGAUCGCGCUGAGCAUGAAGUUGCUGGCCAACGGCUGGAACAUCGGGUCCAUGGCCGUCGCCACCCGCGGGUGGGACUUCCGGGUCCAGCGCGGCUGCAACGCCAACCAGGACCCCAACUGGCGGGGCGCCUACUACGGCAUCGAGCCGGGCGUGCACGAAACGAUCUUCGUCAAGGCCAACCGCAACGUGCGACCGCGCGAGGUCAAGGUCUACUCCCACAUCGCCCUCCAGCAGGCCCGGCAGGGCCAGUUCGACGGCGUCCGCUUUGCCCGCUAA